Leptopilina boulardi is the source of this 4366-nucleotide messenger RNA. RefSeq names its product DNA repair protein RAD50 (gene rad50). Gene Ontology annotation, molecular function: G-quadruplex DNA binding; single-stranded telomeric DNA binding; ATP hydrolysis activity. The record is from RefSeq and is a predicted model, not a curated record. Gene Ontology annotation, biological process: chromosome organization involved in meiotic cell cycle; telomere maintenance via recombination; telomere maintenance via telomerase. NCBI's taxonomy places the organism in Eukaryota, Metazoa, Arthropoda, Insecta, Hymenoptera, Figitidae. Gene Ontology annotation, cellular component: condensed nuclear chromosome; nucleus; Mre11 complex. The transcript has 17 exons. The coding region runs from base 115 to 4131 and encodes 1338 amino acids.
UUUCCUAACCUAACAAAAAAAAGUAAUACAUGCGGAAAGUGCGUAGUAUUGUGUCCGGUUAUAUUUUCCUAAAAUAAUUUUAAUGAAUAGUAUAUAAAAGAAAGUUACUUCAUAAUGUCGAGAGUAAAAAGGCUUAGUAUUCGUGGUAUUCGAAAUUUUAGCGAUGAAAAAGAAUCUGAACCAAUAGUAUUUACACGACCUAUGACUCUUAUUCUUGGUCCCAAUGGAACAGGAAAAACCACAAUUAUUGAAUGUCUUAAAUAUGCCACAACCGGUGAUUUUCCACCGGGUACAGAAAGUGGAAAAUGUUUUAUUUUUGAUCCAAAAUUAACAAAUGGAACUACCGUACGAGGAGUGAUAAAAGCUGAAAUUAUUGAUAAAAAAGGUGAUUCAGUAGUGGUGUCAAAAACAGUCGAGUGUGUUCAACAACCAAAAUCUAUGAAAUUAAAAUCGUUAGAUUCAACCAUUACUAGAAUUAAUGGUGUCACAAAGAAGAGAUCACAAGUAAGCGGUCGAUGUGCUGAUGUAACAGCUGAAAUAACAAGAGCUCUGGGUGUAUCAAAACCUAUUAUUAAUUAUGUGAUAUUUUGUCAUCAAGAGGAAUUUAAUUGGCCGUUUGACGAAGGAAAGAAAUUAAAAGAAAAAUUUGAUGAAAUAUUUGGAACCACAAAAUAUAAUAAAGCUUUGGAUAGUUUAAGAACUAUUGUAAAAGGACACCUUGGUCAAAUUAAAAUUUUAAAAGUCGAAAAGGAUAAAUUUCGUGUUUUAGUCGAUGAAGUCAAAGAGAGGGAAAACAAAAUUGAAGAAAUUAAUCAACGCAAAUUAAGAUCUAAUAAUAGAAUUGAAGAAAUAACAAAUGAACUUUUACCGUUACAAGAGAAAAUUGAAGAAAAUGAAAAAAAAGAAAUUGAAUACAAGAAAAUUGUAAUGAAUGAAGAAAAAAAGAAAAUGGAAUUCAAUUUAGCAAAAAAAGAAGUUGAUAAUUUAAAAUCAACUAUUCAUAAAAUUUAUGAUGGUACAACUGAUCAAUUGAAACAAGAUCUUGAAAUGGAUGAGAGUUUCCUCACUAAGAAAAAUGAAGAGAUUAAAGAGUUUGAAUCGCAAGUGCAUUUAGAAUCAAAGAAGGAACAAAAAUUGACAAAUGAGAUCGCAGAACAAAGAGUUCAAAUUGGAACACUACAGCAAAAAAUGGAGGAUCACAGUAAUAGAAUUAUUGCUAGAAAUUCAAUGUUAGAAAAGGCUUUAGUUGCUUUUGAGACGACCAUUAAAUUAAAAAACAGCACAGAAGAUGAAAUUGAAGAAUGGAUGAAAACGUUGACUGAGAAAUUUGAGAAACUAGAAAGUGAUAUAGAAGAAAGUCGACGGGAAAAAGAACAAAAGGAACAAAUUCUUCAAAAAGAAGUUGAUAAUUUAAGGGCUGAAAAAUCGAAAAUUGAAUCCGUAACAAAUGUUCGCGACAAAGAACUGUUAGAAAUUCGAAAGGAAAUUAAAGUCGUACAAUCAGAUAUUGCAGAGGUCGGUGCAGCGGGAACAAAAUUAAAUGAAAUUGAAAUGAAACUUAGAGAAGUGAAUAAUAGAUGUGAGGCACUUGGUAAAAAGAUGGAUAUUAAUGUUGCUAAAGCAAAGAUAAAUGAACAAAAGAAAAAGCAAAAGACAUUGGACGAUGAAAUACACAAAUUAGAUGAAGAGAUAUCAUUGAUGCAUCAAUAUAGUUCAUUACAAGCCGAACUCGAUUUACAUAAAUCAUCUCUUGAAUCUAAACAGAAAAAUAUUCAAUCUAUUAAAAAUAAACAUGAGUCGAAUAUUACAACUUUGUUAAAAAUAGACGAAGUACCAAUGAAAAAACUCAAGAAUAAUUUAGAUGAAGUUUACCAAACAUUGACAAGAGAGAAGGACAGUUACAAUCAUAAAUUAGAAAGAGAGAAAGUAAAUUUAACAAGUUUGCAAGCUUCAUUGAAACACGAUGAAAAUGAUUUAAUGAAAAAAGAAGAAGAAUUAAAGAGUGAUAAAGCCAUGGUAUCUGUUCAUUGUAAUUAUGAGAAUUACGAUGAUAUUGUAGCAGAACAAUUAAAGAAGGUAAAAAGUCUUCAGGAUGAUAGAGGAAUGUAUGCGUAUAAAAAAGCUGCAUUUAAAAAAUAUUUAGAAAAAGUUGAUUCAACUGAUCCAUGUUGUCCAUUGUGUAGUCGUGGCUUUCAAAAUUCUCAAGAAGCUAAAAAAUUAUCAUCACAAAUGAAAAAUGAAAUGGAUACUGUGCCACAAGUUUUAAAAAAUUGUGAAGAUAAAUUAAAAGUCGAACAAAAGAAAUAUGAUUCACUAUUACGAUUGAAACCGAUUGUUGACAAAAUUUUGAAAUUUGAAGAAACUGAUUCAAAACAUUGGAAGGAAAUUAUUGAACAAAAAACAAAAAAGUUGAGAGAUUCAAAAGUGAGAAUUAAUGAAAUUCGUUCAGCUAUGGAAGAACCAGAACGUUUGUUAGUUGUGUGGAAAAAUGUAAGCAGCGAUAUUGUUUUGUGGGAUCAAUCUUUUAAUGAAAUCGAGAAAAUAAAUCGUCAGAUUGAUUCAGUAAAAAGUCGUAUUCCUAGUACAGGAAUGAAUUUUGAUAAAACUAUGGACGAGGCGCAACAAGAGAAAAAUUCUUUAAGAAACUCAAUGAAAGAUCUACAAAAGGAGACAGAAAAUAUGCAAGUUGCAUUAGAUAUUCACAAUGAGAAGGUUGAGAAAGCAAAGAGUUUGAGGCUUUCAUUGCAAGAGGAAAAAUUAAGAUUAUCCUCAAAUAUGCAAAAGCUUCAACAAUUUCAUGAUAAAGAAACAGAACUUUCAGCUAAGAAAGAAAAAUUAUUGAAAGUAAUUCAAGAAUUUAAACAGGAACUUGUUACAGCUGACGAUCGUCUUGAAACUGCAAUCGAAAAUUUAGAUAAAAAGAAGAUUCAAAAUGCCGAAAGUGCAAGAAAUAAUAAAAUGAAAGUAGACAAUGUGUCGAAACGCAUUUAUGAAUUGACUAAAAUUCAAAGUGAAAUUGAAAAUUUUGUUGAAAGUAAAAUUGAAGAACAAUUACAACGUGUUGAGGAAAGAGUCAAAUCAUAUGACGCAAUGAUUAAAAAUUUAAAGGAAAGUAAAAGUAAAUUGGAGAAAAAUAUUGCAAGUCUUCGCGAAGAUAUGGUACAGCAGGAAUUGAGUAAACGAACUUUGUUGGAUAAUUUAAAACUUCGAAAAAAAGAAGGCGAAUUAGAGAGUUUGAAUUUACAAUGGGAACAUUUGAAAACAUCAGUUAAAAAUUUCCAAAUUGAUAGUUUGAGAAAAGUACGAAGAACAUUGAAAGAGAACGAAGAUAAAUUAAUUAAAGAGAAAAGUAAUAUCGAGGGAAUGCAAACUGAGUUAACGAGAAGUAUUAGAGACUUAAAGAAUCAACUUGAAAAGAAAGAAUAUAAAGACGCGAAUAUAAGUUAUAAAUCCAAAAUCGUGGAAUUGUUGGUUACCAAUGAAGCAAUUGAAAAUUUAAGAGCUUACAGCAAAAUUCUUGAUGCAUCAAUGAUUGAUUUUCAUGAAGAACGAAUGAAAACAGUGAAUAAAAUAAUGGAUCGAUUAUGGCGUAAAGUUUAUACUGGACAUGAUACUUCGACUAUUCAAAUUCAUACAAGUGCAACUGAGGGAGUUGAUAGUAAUAGAAGAAGUUAUAAUUAUAAAUUGGUGCAGAAGAAAAAUGGUGUUGAAAUGGAUAUGAAAGGUCGUUGUAGUGCAGGUCAAAGGGUUCUGACUUCGAUAAUAAUUCGAAUGGCAUUGGCUGAAACAUUUUGCGGAGAUUGCGGUGUAAUGGCUUUAGAUGAACCCACCACUAAUCUCGAUGCAGAAAAUUCCAAGAGUUUAGCACAAGCUCUUUGCGAAAUCGUCGCACAACGUUCAGCAGUUCAAAGGAACUUUCAAUUAAUCGUUAUCAGUCAUGAUGAACCGUUUAUAAAUUAUUUAUUAAGAGAUAGCUCUCACAAAACGUAUUAUGAACUUAUGCGAUCUCCUGACGGAAGAUCUAUGAUUCAAUUGCGUGAUAAAAGUGGUAACACUUUGGCGAAACCAAUAGCAACAUUGGAUGAAUCCUCUGAAGAUGAUGAUGUUCAUGUAGCUACGAUUCGAGUGUAAGAUUUUUUUUUUUUUUUAUUAUAUAUUAAAACUUGUUUUCAUUUCGUAAACUUUAAUCUAAAAUUAAGUGUUUUUCAAAUGCACGUCUAUUAUUAAACUUCGACAAUUUAUAAGUCUAUCAAAGUUUUAAAAAAAUUCAAAAAAUAAUUGUACUAGUUUUUAUUCUUUUUUUAUACUUCAAAACUUUGUAAUAUUCAGACUGACGUUCUAUAAUAAACAUAUAUUUUUCAUUAAA